AUGAAAAUUCUAAUCAUUAAUGGUUAUGGGAAGAGUUAUAAAGGCAUGAAGAAUUUUGAACAAUACAAACUGAUCAUUAAAGAGGCUUUGCUAAGUAAAAAGGAGAUGAUCGACACAGAAAUCGAUUUCAUUAUACGUGAUAGAGACUCCAUUGAUGAUUUGCUGUAUGAAAUUGAUAGUUCUUUUGUGAGAGUAGAAUGUGGCAAAAUGUUCGAUUCAAUUGAUAUUAUAUUUUUUGAGGGUGAUGCAAAUCUUAGACCAUGGUCUCCAAAUGCAUAUAAAUAUCUAAUUUUGUUAAGAAUGUGUCUCAGAAGUAACAAAAUCAUCUUUGCCUCAUCAUUUGCCAUGUAAGGCUUGGUAUUCUUGAUAGCUUCAAAUGUUGAAUGUUAAAUAAGUGUUAUUAAUGGAUUGAAUGGAGGAUAGUUGGGUGAUCUGUCAAAGAUCAAAAAGGAUUUGACUGAUAUAAAGUAGACAGAUUUCUUUCUUGAUAAUGUAACAGGAGAUUUGUAUGGAUUCAACUAUGAUACAGGUGAAUGGGUGAGUAAAGGAAAUGCUGGAAUUCAUUUUAGAAAAGCUGCUGAAGAAUUUAAAACCAUUGGGAAAUACAUAAUGAAAGCACCUUAAUACAAGGUUAAAGGAAUGAAGGAACUAGACACGCUCUAUGUAUCUAAAGAAAACGAAAUUGUAUGUUCUUUGAGAAAAAAUCAAAUGCAUCAUUUCUUAUUUAAUGAUGUUCCAUUUGAAUUUGUUGUCCCCUAUAAAAAUUCAUGGGAUGUGCAUCCAUUCAAUUUCGUGAAUCCUAAAAAGACUUUUUAAACUUUGGCAGAUUGUACUAAAGGUCCUUUGAUUAUACAGAUAUCAGACAAUAUUAUAGGGACAUAAUUUGCUGUAAAAAGAAAAUACAAGGAUACUGCUACUGUGUUGAAGAAUUUCAUGGGAUAUCAAUUGACUAAAUUAUGUUCAGGAUAAGCUCACUCGAUACCAAUUGAAAUUGCAUCAAUUAAACAAAAUGAUAAUGCCAUGGACAUAUUUCUAGAACACAUGAGUAAGAAUAAAUAUUAGGCUCAUUAAAAAACAAUAAAAUUUAAUGUGAUUACUGAAUUUCAUCAUGCUGGUUAUGCUGCCAAGAAAUCUAAUAAGCUAGAUGUUGUAGUAAAUAAUGCAAUAGGCAGGAGAAGAUUCAAAUAGCAAAUGCAAAAAUUACCAAGCAAAGAAUUAGAUAAGAUAUUAACAAAUGAUAAUUCAUAUAGAUAGACUGCUAGAACUUCUAACAAUUAAUCUCGAAAAGUUGUUUCAUUUACUAAUUUUCAAACUGGUUUAAAUUCCCCCUUAAAAGGAUAAACAUUAACUUAAUUUGAUGAUCAAUUUGAGCAAAAAGUUUAAUUCCACAAAACCUCAGGAGAGAUAAUGAAAUUACUUCAUCCAUCAAUUGAUGAUGCCUUGGUUGAGUAGAAUAACAAACAUGUUUGGGUACCAGGUUUCUUAUCUCAAAGUCAUGGGAUGAAAUUAUCAAACCACAAUUCCAAAGAAGGUUGGAAUUCCAAGUUGACUAUAAGAUAGCCCUUCUAGAAUCAAAUGCAAUUCGAAACAUAACAAUUUGAUAAUGUGUACAAGACUCAGAAAUAACUUGAAUUAGAAGAAGAGAGGGAGAAAAGCAAGAAAAUAAUUGGACCCAAAUAAUUUCGUUGUGGCACGCCUGCAUAAGCCAAUUUGAUUACAACAUAUAUGAGUAGAAAUUCAUCGGUGCCGUAACACCAAUUUAGGAUGAUAGAAAAAGGAAAAUGGAUCUCUCCACAAGAUUUUAAAAUUUGA
Paramecium tetraurelia is the source of this 1812-nucleotide messenger RNA. RefSeq lists its product as uncharacterized. The transcript is spliced from 5 exons. The record is from RefSeq and is a predicted model, not a curated record. NCBI's taxonomy places the organism in Eukaryota, Ciliophora, Oligohymenophorea, Peniculida, Parameciidae.